Acomys russatus (golden spiny mouse) is the source of this 708-nucleotide messenger RNA. RefSeq names its product neurensin 2 (gene Nrsn2). Gene Ontology annotation, cellular component: transport vesicle; neuron projection; neuronal cell body. Gene Ontology annotation, biological process: nervous system development. The record is from RefSeq and is a predicted model, not a curated record. The transcript is spliced from 3 exons. NCBI's taxonomy places the organism in Eukaryota, Metazoa, Chordata, Mammalia, Rodentia, Muridae. The coding region runs from base 115 to 708 and encodes 197 amino acids.
UCCCACUCCACCCGCGCCUAGGGUUGCGGCGCAGGCGCGAAGCGAACUCGCUUUGCUCUUGCUCCAGCUCCGACAGCAUCUGCUGGCUCCGGAGACGCAGGCCCAGAGGGAUCCAUGAUGAGCAGCAGUCGCUCGUGUGGCUGUAGCCGUGGCACCAGUGUAGAGGAAAGUACAUGGUAUGGGGUCGACUCCUAUUCUAAUCUCUUCUACAAUGACUGUGUAAUUCUCGGCGAGAACCCAGGACCCCUAAUCCAGUGUCCCCACCGACCCUGCCCCUCCUUGUGUUGGAAGAUCACCGUAUCCGUGGCAUCCCUGCUUCUCCUGCUGGGUGUGGCAGCCCUGACCACUGGCUAUGCCGUGCCCCCCAAACUAGAGCUUGUCAAUGAUAGUAAGUUCUCACCGAUGGAUGAUCCAGUAGCUGACUACAACCAAGCCCUGAUCACCUGCCGAGUGGCGGGAGCGACGCUGUGUGGGGCAGCUGGCAUCCUGCUGGCUAUCUGCCUCUUCUUGGCCACUUCCGGUUGGCUGAGCCCGGAUAUGAAGGCAGAGCCCUUGGUCACUGAAGCUGACAGUCCUGUGGAGGUCUUCAGGGAUGAGCCCGAGCAGCUGUCCCCCGUCUUCCAGGAUGCCAGCAGCCAAUGGUUCCUGACUCCCACCAGUCCUUCGGGGCAGUGUUCUGUGCAAACCAGCCAACCCCAGCGGGACUAG